Oenanthe melanoleuca is the source of this 1800-nucleotide messenger RNA. RefSeq names its product Fc receptor-like protein 2. The record is from RefSeq and is a predicted model, not a curated record. Lineage: Eukaryota; Metazoa; Chordata; Aves; Passeriformes; Muscicapidae. Gene Ontology annotation, molecular function: transmembrane signaling receptor activity. Gene Ontology annotation, biological process: cell surface receptor signaling pathway. The coding region runs from base 1 to 1779 and encodes 592 amino acids. The transcript is spliced from 12 exons.
AUGUAUAAUUUUGUCUACACCAUUUGGAGCCGCCAGCCAGGGGACAGGUGGCCACAGCAGCGAGUGACAGCCAGUGCCCAUGGCCGGGGACACCGGGAUGGCCGGGAAGCCCAGACCCUCGGCCUCGCUGGUGCCCAGAGCACCCAGCUCCUGGUGGAGCCCCCCUGGACGCCAGCAGUGCUGUGGGACCGGGUGACACUGACCUGCCAGGGCUCAGGGACCACCGGUGACACCACCUGGUACAAGGACAGGCGGCUCUGGUGGCAGAAAGGACCCGACAGAUUCACUGUCACCAAGAGUGGAACCUACACGUGUCAUAGACCCAGCAGUGGGCUCAGCCCCACCGUGAUGGUGUCAGAUGAGCCGCUGGUGCUGCAGGUGCCAGCACGGGCGCUGCUGGAGGGGGACACGGUGACACUGCGCUGCCGGGCCUGGCCAGACAACUCUGUCACCAGGGUGCGAUUUUACAAGGACGAGAAGGAGCUCAGAGGGUCACUCAGGGGCACCCAGAUGUCCCUGUCCCCUCUGCAGCUGCACAACAGCGGCCGCUACAGCUGCGGGGGCUUGGUGGGAACAGGAGCAAAAUUGUCAGCACCGGUGACAGUGACAGUGCACGAGCUCAAGCCUGUCUUGGUGCUGGAGGGUCCCCCCGAGCUCCCCGAAGGGUCCCCCCUCAAUCUCAGCUGCCUCAGCACCCCCAGCCCCCUGCGGCCCCCAGCCCCCCUCCUGUACAGCUUCUACCGGGACGGGCAGUUGGUGGGGGGCCCGCAGGGGUCCCCGCAGCUCCUGGUGCCCGCCGUGGGGGUCUCCCACUCGGGGAAUUACAGCUGCGAGGUGCGCUCCGAGGGGGGGGCCGUGCGGAAGAGCAGCGCCCGGCUCGGCGUCACGGUGCGCGGGGUCCCACUCUCGGGGGUGUCCCUGUCGGUGCAGCCCCCCGGGGGACAGGUGGCACUGGGGGACCGCCUGGUGCUGAGCUGCACGGUGGCCAUGGGGACAGGUCCCCUGUCCUUCUCCUGGCUCCGGGGGGGCUCGGGGACACCGCUAAGCACAGGACCUGACCUGGAGCUGCGGCACGUUGGGGACAAUGACAGCGGCCACUACCAGUGCCGGGUCAGCAAUGGGGACAGCGUGGCCGAGAGUGUCCCCCUGAAUGUCACUGUCUUGGUGCCCGUGGCCAAUGCCACCAUCACCCCCGGUCCCCCGGCACUCCAGGUGCGCCCAGGUGACCCCGUGACCCUGCGCUGCUCGGUGCAGGUGGGCUCAGCCCCUGUCACCUUCACCUGGCUGCACAACGGGCACGAGGUGGCCCAGGGUCCCUUCCUGGAGCUUGGGGACAUCGAUGUGGGACAUUCGGGCACCUACCAGUGCGUGGCCACCAACCAACUGGGACAGGACGGGCACCGCGUGUUCCGGGCACUCAGCCCAGAGCUGGCCCUGGAGGUGACACCACAGGGAACCACUGGACACCACUGGAGCACAGCAGUGGCCGCAGGCCUUGGCGGGUCCCUCCUCUUCCUGGUCCUGCUCGUGGGUGGAGCUGUGGGCUGGCACCGGUGGAACAACAUGGCUGACAGGAAGCAGCAGGAAAGGGCCCCCAUGGAGCCCCCGGCCCCCCCAGAGGAGGGGGAGGUGCUGUACACCCACGUCGUGAGCACCAAGCAGACGGGGGUGUCCCCCCGUGCCACCACACUCCAGGAUCCCCAGGUGACCUACGCUGAGCUGCCAGCAACCCAUGGGCGACCGCGGGAAUGUGGGGACAUCUAUGGGAAUGUGCUGUGACACUUGGGGAACGGCGGAGUA